This is a messenger RNA of Venturia canescens, 390 nucleotides long. RefSeq lists its product as uncharacterized. The coding region runs from base 16 to 360 and encodes 114 amino acids. The transcript is spliced from 2 exons. The record is from RefSeq and is a predicted model, not a curated record. Lineage: Eukaryota; Metazoa; Arthropoda; Insecta; Hymenoptera; Ichneumonidae.
AUACCAGUGUUGCACAUGUUUUUCGGUGAAAUCGAUCCGAACAAUAAGGAAAUCGAGAAUUCAAAUUUAUUUUAUUUCAUGAGAACGAGCGAGGAGGGAAUUCCAGCGUUCGAGUCUUACGAGGAUUGUAAUAAGAGGAUUACGAAUUAUUUGAUCGUCGGUUCUCUCAAUGGAAAUUUGCUGCCCGCGAUGAAUAUGCUCCUCGUACACGCUUUCAAACCAUUGGUUGAGAACCAAUAUCGAGGACUCGGUGUGGCCCAACAACACAUUGAAGAAAUUCAUUCGGGCACCAAGAGCGACGAAACCCCAAUGGGCCGAGCUAACGCCACGCUUUCCACAAUGAUCGAUAACCAGGUCUAAUUACAAUCUCCCAAUCGUGGUUUUCACUCU